AUGAAUGAGUUACUGCAAAAACAUGGAUGCUCAAACGUGUUCACAGUUCCUGAGGGUCUAAAAGAAUUAAUGUCCGAUAUUACCCGAGAAGUGCUCAGAGUUCAACCAAUAAAGCUUCUCGACUUUAUAGCGAACUAUCUGUCAGCCUUGAUCAUCACGCGCGAGCAUGGCAUCAUGGCGGUUAGUAUCCUCGACGACCUGUGUGACUGUCGCCCUUCAGUCUCCGAGCAUUUACUGCAGCUUGGCCUGGAGCGUCCUCAGGCUGCAACUUUAUCAGAGAUCAUCAAGACUGAAAUUGAAUUGAUAGAACCUGUACCAGGAAAAGAAAACAUCAAAGAGUACUUAAUACUGAAGAAGUUGCUCACCAAGGUACCAAUGGACGAGGAAUUGUCAGCUAAAGUUUGUCAAGUGGUGAGGAACGCUUACAGAGACUUCUGGUACAGAAAGGAUUUACUGAAAAAGGGUAUGAAGAAGACGCCAGAAGAGCCGUGGGAAAUCGCUGCACAGCAUACCCUAGAGUUGUACAAAAAAACCAAACCCUCAUUGGUGGAAUUACAUCGAGCUACUGAAAAGAUCCAAGCUGCCUAUAAAGGCUACCACAUUCGUAGAAAUGUAUUGACCCACUUGCUUCCGAAGAAGGAUAAAAAGUAUGGCCGAAAGGUGGACUUAUCCGGACCACCAUUGGACGUUGCAGCAUCCAGAGAGAUAGACCUAGGGCCAGUCGUUAAUAUAAGAACAUGCAUCAAAGAAGAUAAUGUUGAUAAAUUAUUUGACGAAGAGAAAAAGAAGAAGCUCGGUAUACACUACGAUCCCUUAAAGACCAUCACUCAUGAGGAGGACCUCCGUGCGCCUUCGAAGAAAGGCGUCAAAUUAUUUGGAGAUUUUGUGGAUGAGGACGAAGAUGAAGACAAACCUUACGAGUCCAGAGCCAAUGUUGUUGACGAAACUCUACACGUAGAUAAAGAAGCGCUCGAAGCCGAUGAAAAACAAAUGGCACGUGGCACCAGAAUAUCUUUUUCGGGGAUUCCAGAAGUUAUCUCUAAGCAUGAAAGAAUAGAAGAUACUUUGGCUGAGGUGCCAGAAGAGAGAGUAGAGCAUUUAGGAUUCGAUGAAGAUUUUCAAUAUGAAGUACCUGAAGACAUAGGUGAAGUUUACGACGAUUACACAGAGAGUGGCGCUCAGUCAGCUCCUGACACGGCUGACAACACUGAUGUUGAAGAUUUGACUGUAGAUGGCGAAGGCGGAGAAUAA
This is a messenger RNA of Arctia plantaginis, 1251 nucleotides long. NCBI's taxonomy places the organism in Eukaryota, Metazoa, Arthropoda, Insecta, Lepidoptera, Erebidae. The record is from the annotation of a GenBank genome assembly.